Zasmidium cellare ATCC 36951 is the source of this 891-nucleotide messenger RNA. RefSeq lists its product as uncharacterized. The coding region runs from base 1 to 891 and encodes 296 amino acids. The transcript has a single exon. The record is from RefSeq and is a predicted model, not a curated record. Lineage: Eukaryota; Fungi; Ascomycota; Dothideomycetes; Mycosphaerellales; Mycosphaerellaceae.
AUGGCGGCAUACCACUACAGCGAGUUCGCCAACUUCGAGAUCCCAGAGUUCGAAAAGCUCGAAUACGACUCCAUGCCGGCAGCACAGUCCACCGCCUCAUCCAACGAGAACGUCGACGUCUUGAGCAGCAUGUUCUGGCUCUGCGCCGGCUCCUUCUACGAGGCGUCUGCGUCCGCUCACCGCGAAUACUCAGAGCUGUCGCCCAGCAAGACCUCACCAGAAUAUCUGCUCGAUGCAUUCGAACAACAUGACAACGUCCGCAAGGAAGCUAAGAACGCCAUUCCACCCGGCGCGCUCGCAAAGCUUGAUCCAGAGGACGCGAAAGUCAAGCAGGCGCUGCUCCUUUUGAGGCACGGCAAUUGCCACGUCGCUGGGCUGCAAGAUAUGCGCUUCAUCGUCGACGAUCAGAAGCGAUGUAAAGCUGCGGAGGCCGAGUACUUCCGUCAAGAGCAACUCGCGCUCGCCAAGGAGUAUCGCGAAAUCAAGCGCGAGAUGUACUUCCACGAAGCGGACGUCACGGCCAACGCUAUCGCCGACUUCUUCACCUAUCCAGACGAGUGGGAGAGGGUUCUAGCUCGUAUGCAGCGCGACUUCGUCUUCGCCGAAGACUACUUCAGGAUCAAGAACUUUCGGACUCGUCUGGCCAGCAUUAUCGGGCAAAUCACACCAGAAACCCAGAAGACGAUCUCACUUGCUCAUCCAGACAUGAAGGAGGUCGUCGAGGUCAAGGAACAAGCUGAUGUUGGCCUGGACGCCGUUUGGGACAUCGUGCCACAGUUGCGCAAGAGAGAGGAGCAUCGGAGGGAGCGUGGUCGCCGUCAUUUGGAGAUCUUGAUCCGGAAGCAUGAGGAGCUGAAUUUGCGACUGCUUCUGGAGCAGACGACGCUUUGA